Messenger RNA from Galeopterus variegatus (Sunda flying lemur), 2787 nucleotides. It is a transcript of the gene ATF2, whose product is annotated as activating transcription factor 2. The transcript has 14 exons. Bases 300 to 1817 code for a protein of 505 amino acids. Gene Ontology annotation, molecular function: cAMP response element binding; DNA-binding transcription factor activity, RNA polymerase II-specific. Gene Ontology annotation, biological process: regulation of transcription by RNA polymerase II. Lineage: Eukaryota; Metazoa; Chordata; Mammalia; Dermoptera; Cynocephalidae. The record is from RefSeq and is a predicted model, not a curated record.
GUUGUCAGUCCGAUCUCGCGAGAGAGGACGGAAGCCUGUGGGAGCCCGUGGCCUUUAAAGUGCUGUUCAGCCCUUUCCUCCCGGUGUAGUUUGUAAACACGGCUGUUCUUGGGGCUCCCGGGCGACCGAAAGGAUCAUGAACUAGUGACCUGGAAAGGAUACUAGAUGGAAACUUAAGAAGUACUGCUUACUUGAUAAGAGCAAAGGGAUUCCUGGCAGCAGAGUGAAUAAAGCUCAUGGCUCACCAGCUGGAAAGUAUCCUUGCCGUGAGAAAGAGGACGUGAUAAGUUGUUCAACUUAUGAAAUUCAGAUUACAUGUGAAUUCUGCCAGGCAAUACAAGGACCUGUGGAAUAUGAGUGAUGACAAACCCUUUCUAUGCACUGCCCCUGGAUGUGGCCAGCGUUUUACCAACGAGGAUCAUUUGGCUGUCCAUAAACAUAAACAUGAGAUGACACUGAAAUUUGGUCCAGCACGUAAUGACAGUGUCAUUGUGGCUGAUCAGACCCCAACACCAACAAGAUUCUUGAAAAACUGUGAAGAAGUGGGUUUGUUUAAUGAGUUGGCAAGUCCGUUUGAGAAUGAAUUCAAGAAAGCUUCAGAAGACGACAUUAAAAAAAUGCCUCUAGAUUUAUCCCCUCUUGCAACACCCAUCAUAAGAAGCAAAAUUGAAGAGCCUUCUGUUGUAGAAACAACUCACCAGGAUAGUCCUUUACCUCACCCAGAGUCUACUACCAGUGAUGAAAAGGAAGUAUCAUUGGCACAAACUGCACAGCCCACAUCAGCUAUUGUUCGUCCAGCAUCAUUACAGGUUCCCAAUGUGCUGCUUACAAGUUCUGACUCAAGUGUGAUUAUUCAGCAGGCAGUACCUUCACCAACUUCUAGUACUGUAAUCACCCAGGCACCAUCCUCCAACAGGCCAAUUGUCCCUGUACCAGGCCCAUUUCCUCUUCUGUUGCAUCUUCCUAAUGGACAAACCAUGCCUGUUGCUAUUCCUGCAUCAAUUACAAGUUCUAAUGUGCACGUUCCAGCUGCAGUCCCACUCGUUCGACCAGUCACCAUGGUGCCUAAUGUUCCAGGAAUCCCAGGUCCUUCCUCCCCUCAACCAGUACAGUCAGAAGCAAAAAUGAGAUUAAAAGCUGCUUUGACCCAACAACAUCCUCCAGUUACCAAUGGUGAUACUGUCAAAGGUCAUGGUAGUGGAUUGGUUAGGACUCAGUCAGAGGAAUCUCGACCACAAUCAUUACAACAGCCAGCCACAUCCACUACAGAAACUCCGGCUUCUCCAGCUCACACAACUCCACAGACCCAAAAUACAAGUGGUCGUCGAAGAAGAGCAGCUAACGAAGAUCCUGAUGAAAAAAGGAGAAAGUUUCUAGAGCGAAAUAGAGCAGCAGCUUCAAGAUGCCGACAAAAAAGGAAAGUUUGGGUUCAGUCUUUAGAGAAGAAAGCAGAAGAUCUAAGUUCAUUAAAUGGUCAACUGCAGAGUGAAGUCACCCUGCUGAGAAAUGAAGUGGCACAGCUGAAACAGCUUCUUCUGGCUCAUAAAGAUUGCCCUGUAACUGCCAUGCAGAAGAAAUCUGGCUAUCAUACUGCAGAUAAAGAUGAUAGUUCAGAAGAUAUUUCGGUGCCCAGUAGUCCACAUACAGAAGCUAUACAGCAUAGUUCGGUCAGCACAUCCAAUGGAGUCAGUUCAACCUCCAAGGCAGAAGCAGUAGCCACUUCAGUCCUCACGCAGAUGGCAGACCAGAGUACGGAGCCCGCGCUUUCACAGAUUGUCAUGGCUCCUUCCUCCCAGUCACAGCCCUCAGGAAGUUGAUUAAAAACCUGCAGUACAACAGUUUUAGAUAAUCAUUAGUGACUUCAAAGGAAAAUCAAGAAAUGACCAAUUUCCAUUUAUGCGAAAUCUGUGGUUGUAAAUUUUUUUUUUACUUGAAAUUAAAUUUGGCUCUAAAGUUGAUACAGCAGCAGUUGAUGAUCAGACUGAGCAACAGUUUUUAGUCUCUGGAAAAAGACUGAUUUUGCUUUUUUUUAUAAAUAUUGUUAGAUUUAUUAAUUUUUCUGUGCUCAAUGUGUAAAUUGUAUUAUAAUUCAUUGUGGUUUACUUCACUUUUAAUUUGGAGGUAUUUUAAUAAUAAAUAAAUGGGGGUGUUACUGAAUCUCUCUUCCCACUUACGUUUCUUUGGACCACCCCUUAACCCUCAACUGUAAUGGUAGUAUGGUUAUCAUUUAUACCAAAGUUCUGCGUAGUCCCUAUUGACUUUGUAAUGUUAACAAAGUCAUAAAGCAGUAGGCAAGAGAAAGAUAGAAAUUUGCUUUUAAUCUUUUUGCCUUUUAUUUUGCACAUUAUGCAAAAUGAAGUACAUGGAGAACACUUUUUUUUAAGUGACUGAAAACAUGGUAAAAAAAAAACAUACAUUGCUUUUAUGCACAUUCUUUAAAGGUCAUUAAUAAAAGUGCAUUUUCUUUUUUUAAUGAUUUAAGGCAUAAAUAAUUAGAAUCCUACGCAUUUCAAAAAUGACUUUAUUUUUCAAGUCUAAAUUCAGUAUUUUAAACCUAUGUUUUGAGGCUAAAUGCAAAAUUAUAUAAUGUAUGAUACAGGGUUAUCAGAUAUCUAAUAGUUUUUUAAUUUAGCUCUUAUUUUGGGUUUUUUUGAUUGUUUUCUGCAGAUUCCAGGUUACAAACUGAAAUUUAUGCAUAAUCAAGUAUGGUGUGGUUGCCAGAAAAGCCUAAAAUUACUACUUAGAAAAUUUAAGACUGUUUACCCCUAUUGUCUUGUACUUGCGAUC